Porites evermanni is the source of this 7821-nucleotide messenger RNA. Lineage: Eukaryota; Metazoa; Cnidaria; Anthozoa; Scleractinia; Poritidae. The record is from the annotation of a GenBank genome assembly.
UUAGAGGAUCCUUGCAGGAACGGAAUUGAUUUGGGAAUCAUUGUGGAUAGAUCACAGAGUGUGGGGAAGAGCAACUUCACGUUCUUAAAAAAAGCUGUAAAGAGUUUCCUGGACAACUUUACCAUUACUUCAAAGGCAACUCACACCUCUCUAAUCUUCUUUGCUGAUAAGGCCGUUCAGUUGUUCAAUCUGCGUGACUCGGCGUAUCACAGCAAUCAAGCUGUUAAAAACAGAAUUGAUUCUGUUUCUGGCAGCCUUUUUCCCGGUAACAGAGCGGACUUAGCGCUGAUGAAAGCUCACGACGAACUGUUUCAUCCAGGACAGGACAGGAAAAAUCGGCCCAACGUGCUUGUGGUGUUCACCUAUCGAAACACGGCUGCAGAAUCAGCACCCUACAGUGAGACCGUUCCACCUCUUGAGGUAGCCGUCGCCAUUGCUUACUAUUAGAUAAGUGGAAUUAACCAUCCUGGCUUGAAAAGUAAAGGGUCUAGGUACGAUUGGCCUUAAAAAUUUUUACGAAGAUAGAUUAGAAAGUAACACUGGCCUGCCUAGAAAUGAUUUAUUAUUAUGGGCCGUGAAGUGAAAUCUGUAGAGAAACCAAUAAACUGAUCUAAUAAUAUAGUACACGCAUAGAUGCGAGAAGGUGAAAGAAAAUUGAAACAGAGAAGAUGUUCCAUUUAAGGUUAUAUAUUCAUUUUUUUUACCUUUUUUUUGUUUUGUCGCGAAGGAUAUAGGUACCCAUAUUAUUGCUGUUGGUAUUGGAAACCAGAUUGAUAUCAAAGAACUAGAGAAAAUUCGUGGUGAACGUGGCUCCGCAAUACAGUUUUCGGGUUUUGAGUCUCUCCUGGCAAAACCAAAUGACAUAGUAGCUGAAAUUUGUGGUGAGUUCUUUAGGGACAUUUUCUUUAAAAAUAUACUCUCAAUAAGGAGUAGCAAUCAUGAAGUGUCCGUUUAUAAAUCAUGUCAAUAAAAAGCGACUAAAUUUAAGGACGUUGGGAAGAAACAUGAUUAAAUGACCGAUCUCCACAAGCGCCUCUCUUUGUGAUCUCAAAAUGUAGUCGCGAAUUUAUUAUUACAAAUUUUAAAGAACAUGAUUUUUGCUUGAUUUGAGUAGUUUAUUGUUCUGAACCUACCUGGAGCCAAAUAAAACUAUAUUUCAGUUUUAAUUUAUAACUGUACAUGUAGCUGCUGUUUCAGAUUUUGUACAUGACAAAAUGUACUUACCAGGGAGAUUUAGAGAGAGUUAGUUAUCACUGCCCACGUUCCCUUCCGUUAUUCUAUCGAAAGAAACCCCUCUCUUUAAAAUACUUUUUAAAGUAUUUUGGAAAGUAUGCGAAGAUUUAGAUUCCAGGUGCGGUGUCACGUAGGGAAACACAAACACAUCGGAAAUUUAAAGCAGAAUGCCCAGCAAAGGUUUUGAAAUGCGUUUUAACACACACAAAAAAAGUCUGGAGUAAUGAAGUAACUAGCAAUCUGUGAUAUCAAAGUUUUUCGUCAUUUAAUGCGAUGGAAGUAGUUUUGUAAAUCUCCUUGCAUGCAAUGGUUUUGAAGUUUUAUCACUUCAAAUAAAACGUUUGUAAGGAGCUCUGCUUUUUGGCUUGGCUAAAUAUUUGACCACAUACACAAUCCUACUAGCCUUUUAGAAUUUGGAGCAGAGUAUGGCGUCCGAACGUUUUUAUAAUUUUAUUGUUUUUUUUUCUUUUAGUUAUAAAUGGUGGGUACACCCAUUGGUCAGAAUGGUCAGAAUGCAGCGCAAGCUGUGGUGAUGGAACCCGGAUGCGUUUCAGAAACUGCACAAACCCCAAGCCAAUGAGAGGAGGCUCAAACUGCGACAAUAUUGGACCAGCAAAAGAAUUUGAAGCCUGCGAUCUUCCUAAUUGUGUUGAUUGUAAGUAUCUAAGUACUUGCCACCCAUUUGUGUCGUUGGUUAGCUAUUUUGAUAAGCACUGGCAAGAAGGGGCCCUAGAGGUGAAAGGUUCCCUUAAUUUUCGCUUAACUUUCGUCAGUAACAAUUUGGCGGCGAAACUUUGCUUAAAGUCGUAAGUAGAACAUUUACGCAUCUUAAAGUCGAGCUCAAUUCAGGAAAAGGUCAGGCUGGUAAUAUAGGUAAGUCAGAUGUCACCUAUUGAUGGCAAUGCCAACCGAAAAAGAAACGCAUUGGCUCUUGAAAUUCUUUAAUUGGAUUUUUGGUUUAAUACAUUUGUUGAGCUCUUUGUUGAGCUACACACCUUUUCUUUUCUCUUUUUCUUUUCUUUACUUUUAAAAAUAAUCCAUUUUUCAUUCAGUACCCUUAACUCACAUGGUAUACCCUAUAGUGCCAGGAAGCCUAUAGUGUAAAAGCCCCCGGCUUCUUUAUAGACUUCCUUGUCAUUACCACUUUAAACAUUUAAUUUUGCAAAUAAUUUAGCUAGAAUAGUGUCUAUUAUCUUUAAUGUAUUAUAAAUUUCUUGUAUAUUGCUGUUGCAUUCUUGUGUGGUUAAUGGCAAAAUAAAUAAAUGAAUGAAUACUUGGAACAUCUAAAAAACAGCCUUAUUCCGUUGGGGACAGAUUUGUUCUUUUUAUUAUGUUUUGUUUUAUUUAUUCAUCGACCUUAAUUUUGACUGGAUAACCCGAUAAAAGUUAAAAUACCAUGCAUAUCUUCAUAUUUUCCUACAACUUGUCACUCUGGGUCUUUCCUUUUCAUUUAAGCAAUUGAUGGUGGGUAUAGUCGAUGGACCUCUUGGACCCAGUGUAGCGAUAACUGUGGUGGAGGAAUGCGCGUUAGAUUCCGAUCCUGCACUAACCCAUCACCGUUCGGAAAAGGCAAAACAUGUGAUUAUAUCGGCGAACCACAAGAGACAAUUGCAUGUAACAUAAAGAAAUGCGGUAAAUAUACAAUAACUAGAUGAUUUACUAAAAAGGGUUAUUGCUAGGUGCAGCUUUUUAGUUAUUUUUACAGACCUUGAAAAAUAAGGACCAAUUAUUCACUGUAAAUUAUAAAGUGCAUUCAUAAGUUUCCAAUACAAAAUUACCAGUCAUUAGGCAAGAAUGAUUUAGACUUACAUUAAUGGCAAAUGGCAAACGCCAUUCUGGUUGCCCUAGACUGACAAACUGUCCGAGCUCAAACAACAACUUCAGCAACUGUAGCUAAUUUACAAAACUUUGAAUGAAAGAACAGACGAAUGAAAAAAAUAAAUAUAUCAGUGAAUGAACGAACGAACGAACGAACGAAAGAGAACAACGAAUUGAACAAAUGGAUGGUGGAUGGAAGGAAAGAUGAAUUCAUGGGUGAAUGAAUGGAAAAAAGAAUGAAAUGGAGAACACAAUAUAUGGUGUUAAUUAAGGAGAAGACAGAGGUGACUGUUAUAGGCGAAGCUUUGAAUGUCAAGGGAAGACAGUAAACAUAUAACGUCAUUUUUUUUAUCUAUUUUUCUAUUAGUGUCAUCACCGUGUUCCAAGGGUAUUGACCUGGGCAUCUUGAUCGACCGAUCGAAUAGCAUCUUAAAGAGCAACGUCCAGCGCCUUCUCAAAGUUUUUAUGCCUUCAUUUCUCCAGAAAUUCAAAAUAUCCAAAAAGAGGACUCACGUUGGUGUUAUAAUGUACGAUAAGAGUGCGAAGGUUCUUGCACCUUUUAAUGGGCCUAGGUCCAACAAUAAGGGGAAGGCGAAGGCCUUCAUCAGAAGUCUUGAUCCAUCAACUGCCACCCACACACGUACUGAUAAAGGGCUGGUGUCCGCAUAUGAUCAGUUAUUUAAUAGGAAAAAAGGUGAUCGAAGUAAGAAGCGAAACGUCCUUAUAACAUUUACAGAUGGUCGGGCUUGGCCAAGGAGUCGCAUUCGACCAUUCUCGAAAACGGUGCCUCCGCUUAAGGUAUGUCUCCUGUUUAACCAGACUCCAUUUUAAGCUGGUGUUUAUCAAACUGAAUAGUUGAUAAUAGUUACGUUUUCCAAGCAUGCAAGCCUGUCUCAUUUCGAUGUCCUUUGAAAAUAAUGUAAAUGCCGUUGGAUGUUAUCUGUUGCGAACAAUAGUUUGUCGAACUGGAAAUUAUGGGUAGCAGCAAUUAUAUAUUCUGUUGCUCGCAUUGACAUGUUCUAAUCAUAAUUUGAUUUAUUCUUCAGUAGUGCGGACCCGACAAAAUUACUAGAAGGUUCCGGUUCCGAAAUGCUUCUGGUUUCGACUUUUCAUCACAAAGAAAAAAACGUAGACACAUUUCUGUUUGUAGACAGGGAAACAUAUCAGUGGAGAAUAUUAAUCACUAUUGUGAAAGGAAUUGGCAAAUCAAUAGAACUGAUAAAAAGAGCUAAUUGCAGCAGCAAUACCGGAAUAUAAGCAACAAUCAAGAUUCAAAGAAAGAUUAGCCUGUUCCAGGCUCAAAGGCUCCAAGAUAGUAAUGUGUAAGGAUCACGAAAACUGAUGCAAAAACGGUUGCCCCCUUCUUCAGAUCAAGCUCCUCCUAUUUUCGCUUGGAUUUUGUUCACGAUCCCUUAACUAUCUGUGGGCCUGGCGCAGGUUAAGAAAGAUUGAUAAUCUCGAUCCUAAGGUACAAUCGAAUUACCUACCUUUCUUUUCUAAUCAAUAGAUAAGGAAGAAGUGCCAUAUGGUUGCUGUUGGCUAUGGUGUUCCUAGCAAGAUAAAUAUGACACAACUUCGAGAGAUUGGGGGAGAUCACGUGGUCAAAAUAAGCAAUUCACUAAAAAUAAAAAGCUAUGUGAACAAGAUAAAAAAUGCGGUCUGCAGUAAGUGAUGUUAUAUAUAUUGAAUUUUAGCCCUCUUUAGCCAUAAGGCCAGUACAUGCAGUCCCUUCAUCGUAACAUGAACAGGAGUAACUUCGACGGCAUUUUUUGCGGUUGUAACAAGCUAUAAGGAAGAUUAUCGACUGCUAGGCAGUGUCUAUGCAAGAAAUAAUAUAGUUGUUUAUAUAGUUGUUGUUUAGUUGACUUCGACAAAAGCCAAAAAUUCUUCAUCCUUGUGUGUUUUAGCUGACUUGGUCAAGGACGCCGUUUUACCAUGCGUUCUAACUCCUGUCGUACUCUACAAAAUAUUUACUGAGAACUGAAAAAACAAAACAAAACUUCAGAAAGCCCCUGCUAUUUUGGGAAUAAAUUUUAAAGUACUAGUAAUGAAGUUAUGAAGCUAGUUUUUACAAAUUCUUGUUAGUUGCAAGGUUAUUUACUGCUGUAUACUGACCCGCCACACCGUGAUUUCAAAAGAUAGUUCUUUUUGUUUUUAUCCCCAAAGAUUCAGUCGAGCCAGCUUUUCGAAGAAAUAUUACAGCUCUCUUUGUCUCAUUAUAGAUGAAAUUGAACCGCUACAAAUUUAUAUCCACAUAUUCACAAACAGACAGAUAUAGGGAAUCAUUUCAUUUUAAAAUUUUUGCAUCAGAAGAUAUUGAUUCGGCGCGUGACAUUGCUAAAAUGAAGACUAACACGCUCAGCUGGCAUGGCUUCCUAUUUAUAUUCAAAGAUCUCUUGUUUCAUUUUGCACUGUUAUAUUAUACUCUGUUAAAAAUGUUGUUACGCUUUGCUUUAAAAUCGCAUUACAUUUCGCUUAAAAUCAAAUUUUGAAGUUCAAUUUUGGGGCAAUUGCUACCUCUUUUCGUAUACUUACAUGAAGCAGAAGGCUCAAUGAUCAACUUUAUUUUCCUUAUAGGAAUUGAUGGCGGAUACAGCGAAUGGAGUGUGUGGUCAUUGUGUAGCACCACAUGUGGCGCGGGUGUUAAGGUUCGUAGCAGAGUCUGUAAUUCACCUGUUCCUACUCGUGGAGCAGAGGAUUGCAAUAGAUUGGGUAGUCCUUAUGAAACAUAUGAAUGCAACGAGGGAGAAUGCCCAAAAGGUGCGUAUAACAUUAAUUUCUUCUUUCAACAGUUAAGCCAUUGUAUAUGAAUUCUUUCUAAAACUUGUCCGUCUUGCAGCGUCUUUUUUUUCAAUCUGUCUCUUUUCACUUGAGUUCUUCUUAAUAGUAUCGUUAUUAUUAUUAUUAUUAUUAUUAUUAUUGUUGUUGUUGUUGCUGUUGUUGUUGUCGUUCUCGACAUUGGGCAUGGAACAUUUACACCUUUUAAAAGUCUUUACAAAAACAGGCAGAAUGGGAAAGGAAUUCCUUAAGUAUCAUACUCGAUAAGCGGAGCUGAUUUCCGUCUUGAAAAGAGAGCAAUAAAAAAAUGCCAAAAAUAUUUCGUGAGUAAGAAGCCGAAUUUCAGUUGCUUUAUUACAAUCUGCAGUCCUUUGUCUUAGAGAAUCUAGGGCAAAAAGAAGAGCUCAACGUUACAAUGAGAAGGCUGUCGUCGAGAUCGAAAAAGCAGAAGGUGCCAUUAAGGGAUAUAAGGAAACGUUUAUUAACAUGAAUCAUCUUCUGAUAUGACUUCACAAACAUUGGUUUGUUACCAACCCAAAAUAAUCCAUCCUCAAUGACACAUCUUAGAAAAGAUUUUUACUGCAAACAUUCUUUAUUAAACAAGUGGUCUUUAUUUUGUUCUUUUUCUUUCGUGCUCACUUUUAGCGCCAAGUCCUUGUAAAACCAAGAAACAGGACGUUUGCUUGAUAGUAGAUGAGUCAUUGAGUGUGAAAGUCCCAAACUAUGUCCGCAUGAAGACCUUCCUCACGCAAUUCAUCUAUCAGUUUGACCCUCACACGCAUUUCAGCAUCAUAACAUUCGCAGGGAAGGCAAAUGUGCGGUGUAAAUUUUCUGACAAACGGUGUCAGACCGCUGAUGGUACGUACGACUUGAUUUCCGAGAUUCCAGACAAGCUUUUCUAUGGCACUUAUACUGACAAAGCCUUGAUUGCUGCGAACGAGAUUGUCUUCACGCCUGAGAACGGCGACCGAGCAGACGCUAAGAAUGUGGUUAUAGUUAUAACUGACGGGAAGACCAUGAAGGGAGCUGCGCCUUUCAACGUCACCGUUCCUCCACUGCGGGUUUGUCUAACUACUAGAGAGAUUAAGAUUCACGUUUACCGUAAACGGCAAACGUCAGACUCAAGUCGAGAAUUUCUCUGAAUAGAAAAUAAGUAAGUAAAAACAGUCCCGAACGAUUCCUAUGGGUAAAACUGGCAUAAAUUUUUGUGUUGAAGCAAUAAACAGGAAAUAAAGGGGAAAAUUUGGUCACGUCAGUACAAAUUUACGUCUGCCGUUUGGCGUAAACGUGAACCUUAAUCUCUCUACUAUUAUGAUCUUUUCAUAAAUGAUUUCAAACAGUAAAUAUCUGAAAUCCAAUGCUUCGUUGUUACUAAUCCACAAAGCUAAAGCCAGAAUGGUCGUUAACCAUAUAUAGCUGAUUCAAUAAAGGUUGAAUUGGGCAUUGGGAAUUGCAUAUUGGGAAGCUAUUGUAUGGUGGUCACUCAAGUAAAUCAUUGCAUUGUUCAAUAUGCGCAAACGCCCAAGGCAAUUUCCAAUGACCAAUUGCCUAAACAACCUUUGAUUUAGCUAGUGUAUACACCUAUUUCAAUGAAGAUUGCAUUGGAAAUGGUGCUUUGGUCUUUGAAAGCCAUAGUUUUGUGGUCACUCAAGCAAAGCAUUGCAUUGUAUUCUGCGUUUCAAUGACCAAAUGCUAAACGAACGUUAUUGAAAUAGGUGUAUCUAGCCGCCAUUUCGUUCCCCAGAAAUGUUUGGAAAGCAGCUGAAUUUUGUGUAUUAACUAACAAUUAUCUUACAUAUUUUUUUCACCCGCUGCAAUAAGGACGGAAAAAAUGCAAAAAUGAUAGCAUUUGGUAUAGGUCCAUCUAUUCGUGAGCAGGACCUCAAUGAGAUAGCUGGAGAGAAGAAUUGGUUCUACGUGGACGAUUUUGCUUACAUGAAGGAACGAAUUCCAGAUUUACUGAAGACUGCAUGCACUGAGACUACCCUGUGA